AUGCUUUCCAGGGCCAAACCUGCCGUAGGCGGGGACCUGCCCCUCGCUGACAAAAGAAGGAGGAAGGGUCGGAAGAUCCCAAAGCUAGAGGAGCUGCUUUCUCAGAGAGAUUUCACUGGUGCUAUCACCCUGCUGGAGUUCAAGCGUCACGUUGGGGAGGAGGAGCAGGACUCGAACCUGUGGAUCGGAUACUCGGCGUUUCAUCUGGGUGACUACAGGAGAGCUCUGGAGGAAUACGAAAAUGCAACAAAAGAGGAAAACUGCAAUCCUGAAGUCUGGGUGAACCUGGCCUGUACCUAUUUCUUUCUGGGGAUGUAUAAGCAAGCUGAAGCAGCUGGAUUUAAAGCUCCAAAAAGCCGACUCCAGAACCGCCUGCUCUUCCACUUGGCUCACAAGUUUAAUGAUGAAAAGAAGCUGAUGAACUUCCACCAGAACCUUCAGGACAUCACGGAAGAUCAGCUGAGCUUGGCCUCAAUCCACUACAUGCGCUCCCACUACCAAGAGGCCAUCGACAUAUACAAGCGCAUACUGCUGGAUAACAGGGAGUACCUUGCUCUCAAUGUGUAUGUGGCCCUGUGUUACUACAAGCUGGAUUACUAUGAUGUGUCCCAGGAAGUCCUGGCUGUCUACCUUCAGCAGAUCCCUGACAGUACCAUCGCGCUCAACCUGAAGGCCUGUAAUCAUUUCCGCCUUUACAACGGCAAAGCAGCUGAGGCAGAACUCAAAAGCUUGAUGGACAAUGCUUCUUCUUCUUUUGAAUUUGCUAAAGAACUCAUCCGGCACAAUCUGGUGGUGUUCAGGGGAGGUGAAGGGGCCUUGCAGGUUUUGCCCCCCCUGGUGGAUGUCAUUCCUGAAGCGAGGCUCAAUUUAGUGAUUUACUACCUUCGCCAAGAUGAUGUACAAGAAGCUUACAACUUAAUUAAGGAUCUAGAACCUACUACUCCUCAGGAGUAUAUCCUCAAAGGAGUAGUCAACGCAGCCCUUGGCCAGGAAAUGGGGUCGAGGGACCAUAUGAAAAUUGCGCAGCAAUUCUUCCAGCUGGUGGGAGGAUCAGCGAGUGAAUGUGAUACGAUACCAGGGAGGCAGUGCAUGGCUUCCUGCUUCUUCCUCCUGAAGCAGUUUGAUGACGUCUUAAUUUACCUCAACUCAUUUAAGAGCUACUUCUACAACGAUGACAUCUUUAACUUCAAUUACGCACAAGCCAAAGCUGCGACAGGCAACACCAGGGAGGGCGAGGAGGUGUUCCUCCUGAUCCAGAGUGAGAAGAUGAAGAGCGACUACGUCUACCUCAGCUGGUUAGCUCGGUGCUAUAUUAUGAAUAAGAAACCGAGACUGGCCUGGGAGCUUUAUCUGAAGAUGGAGACGUCGGGAGAGUCCUUCAGCCUCCUGCAGCUUAUUGCGAAUGACUGCUACAAGGUGGGCCAGUUUUUCUACUCAGCCAAGGCCUUUGACGUCCUCGAGAGGCUGGACCCCAACCCUGAGUACUGGGAAGGCAAGCGGGGCGCCUGUGUGGGCAUCUUCCAGAUGAUCCUGGCGGGCAGAGAGCCCAAAGAGACCCUCCGAGAUGUGCUGCAUCUGCUGAGGAGCACGGGGAACACCCAGGUGGAGUACAUCAUCCGGGCCAUGAAGAAGUGGGCCAGGGAGAACAGGGUGCCUGUCUGA
Molecule: messenger RNA, 1662 nt
Organism: Orycteropus afer afer
Lineage: Eukaryota; Metazoa; Chordata; Mammalia; Tubulidentata; Orycteropodidae
Gene: IFT56
Product: tetratricopeptide repeat domain 26
Exons: 17
Coding region: 1-1662 (553 amino acids)
Biological process (GO): intraciliary transport involved in cilium assembly; intraciliary anterograde transport
Cellular component (GO): ciliary basal body; intraciliary transport particle B; ciliary base
Molecular function (GO): intraciliary transport particle B binding; protein binding
Source: RefSeq, a predicted model, not a curated record